Iphiclides podalirius (scarce swallowtail) is the source of this 987-nucleotide messenger RNA. The record is from the annotation of a GenBank genome assembly. Lineage: Eukaryota; Metazoa; Arthropoda; Insecta; Lepidoptera; Papilionidae.
AUGAUGUCAACAACAGAAGCAGAUUUGGAUGUCGAGGUGUCCCUUGAGCGUGAGGAAGGCGAGUUAGAGGAUUCUGAUGUUGAAGAAGGUACAUACAUUCCUCUUGCCCGCCCAGAGGCUUUUAAUCCGCCGUCAUUAGUUAACAUGCAGAUACAAGAUGAGGUGAGCGAUGAGCCAUCCCCGGAAGAGUCAUCGGCAUCUGAAUCCGAUGAGGAGCCGCGAAGGCGACCCAAGCGUACCAAGUUGCGCUUACGGCAACCCCAUCAACAACAGCCCUCUAAACGUAAUAAAUACAAUGUUUGGUGUAAAACCGUGCAGGAAGAUUUACUCACUGAGGAUAUGAAACCAAGAUAUUUACCAGAUUUGAUGGUCACCUUGAAGGAUCCUUUGGACAAUAUAGCAAAGGAAAUAGCAGAGAAACUAUCUGAAGAAAAAAAAGAUUUAGUUGGUAGAAUUAUACAAGAACUUGGUGCUAGUAAAGCUAUAGAGAUUUACAAGGAGACUCAAAGGGUAGAAGCUGAUGGGGGCAUGCUUGUAAUGAAUGGCACCCGUCGACGAACUCCGGGUGGUAUUUACUUUUUUCUUCUAAAACAUGAUGAAGACAUCUCUCAGGCAAUGAUUAAUCAGAUAUUCAAUGAAGACCGAAAAGAUACAUCGCGCAAAAUAAAAAAAGCCCGUGGUAAAAGCCGACAAAAAGUCAUGGAACAAUUAAAACAGAGUUUAACAGACUCUGAACUUCCAUCACUGCUAUCACGUGGUGAGGCGACGGUAAAAACUGAGCACGGCUCGAACCCGCCACCAUCACCCGCCACGGACGCGCGUGAAUGCUCCAGUGAUACUGACGGCCAUUCACAUACAGAUGCACCAUUGCAUUCACCAUCUAGGGCGCAUUCACCCCUUCCCAAUCGAACAGAUCCCAGGCAAAUACAAGAUUAUGAUGAUGAUGACUUCCUAGAAGUCAUGUGUAAUGAUGAUAUGGAUCUGUUU